Molecule: messenger RNA, 1048 nt
Organism: Lycium ferocissimum
Lineage: Eukaryota; Viridiplantae; Streptophyta; Magnoliopsida; Solanales; Solanaceae
Product: serine protease inhibitor 1-like
Exons: 1
Coding region: 85-798 (237 amino acids)
Molecular function (GO): endopeptidase inhibitor activity
Source: RefSeq, a predicted model, not a curated record
UCAUUUAAUAGAGUCACAAAUCACAAGCAAGCAAUACAAAUCACAAGCAAGCAAUACACAACUCAUAGUAUAGCUUCAUUAAACAUGAGGAAGUGUUUAUUCCUCUUAUCUCUCUGUUUGCUUCCAUUUGUUGCCUUUUCAUCAACUUUCACUUCCGAAAAUCCUAUUAAACUACCCACUACUACUACUACUACUUCUUCUGCUAAUAACAAUUUAGUACGAGUAGAAGACUGGCACGGUGCAACACUUGAUAUUCAUGGAAGUUACCGCAUCGUUUCCGAUGAAUGGGGUGCCCUAGGUGGUGAUGUGUACCUAGGUCCCCUCCCAAAUUCAGCUGCCCCUUGUCCUGACGGAGUGUUAAAGUACAACUUCUCUGGCCAAGCUAGAGGUACACCCGUCAGAUUCAUCAAGACUGAUAAUAAUAGACCUAUAUUUAUCUUUGAAAACCAAGAUGUUAACAUCCAGUUCGUUACGAGAACGUGUGUGAAUUAUACAGUUUGGAAAGUCGGACACAACGAUGCCUCUCUAGGGGUGAGGUUUUUGGAGACUGGUGGAACCAUAGGCCAAGAAGAUAGUAGUUGGUUCAGGAUUUUUAGACCACCACAAGGGCCACGCAGGCGGUACUUCUUAAUGCAUUGCCCUGGUCCCUUUGCUUGUCCAUCUUGCCCUAUUGAUCGUUGUCGAGCAGUGUGGGUGGUUCUCCAAAAUGGAAGGAGGCGUUUAGCUCUCGUGAACGACCCAAGUGCGCCUUCUCAACAACUCCGUUUCCGUCUUCGUGUGUACUUCAACAGCAGAUAAAUAAACCUGCGCGCAGAUUACUACGUUCUAGCAUCUUAGCUUUCUAAAUAAACCCCUGCUUCUAAGUAAUAAUAUAUUUGAGCAUGGCUUUCUUAAUUAUAUAUGUUUUUUUCCUUUUGGAAUUGAUUAUCUGGAAUUUUUGUCUUUAAGAGUUUUAAGACCUAGGAAUGUGUAGGGAUCUUAGUAGCUCAGCUGAUUGGUUACCUGAACUUUCACCUUGUUGAUAAGAGUUUGAAUCCUCACGUUGUAA